CAGACUCACACACAGGAAGAACCAGGGCUCGCGUCCACGGAGGAUUUCAGAUCUCCUUAAAAAGCUCUUAGGAGCUCAUCACCAACAGUAAAGCUGUAUAAGCACCGGGUUGACGGGACUGAAGGAAGUGGCGCGUCGUACGGGGAGCUGCCUGCUGACAUCGCCAUGAGUUACAAACCCAUUGCUCCUGCGCCAUCUGGCUCCAACCACACUCCUCCAGGCUCUUCUGUGCCCUCUCCAUCUCUCCCCUCGUCGUCCAACUUUAGGCCCGCUUUCAGUGACUUCGGCCCACCCUCCAUGGGCUUUGUUCAGCCUGUCAAAGUGUCUCAAGGGUCCACCUACAGUGAGCUCCUGUCUGUAAUUGAGGAGAUGAGCCGUGAGAUCAGGCCUACAUAUGCUGGGAGCAAGAGUGCUAUGGAGAGGCUAAAGAGAGGUAUAAUACAUGCCCGCGCACUGGUCAGGGAGUGUCUUGCAGAGACGGAAAGAAGCGCCCGCACAUAACCUCAUGGAAAGGUCCCUUCACCCCUCACUCUUUCCCUGUAGAAGCCUGCCCUCAUCGUCUGUUUUAUCCCCCCACCCUUUUACGCUUUCCCUGCUGGCUUUUUAUAGGUGCAUCAUGUCCUCCUUGUCUCCACUGAUCCCUGCAUUCCACCACACCUGUUUUGUUAAUGACAAACUUUCUGUGACCUGUGGGGUGUAUGCAACAUGCAGUUUUAUAUCUAUUUUGAAAUAAGAGUGUGGGGAAUUUCAGCACAUUUUUACGUGGAGUUGUGGCUAAAAAUUGUUGACAGUUGACCAAGAAAAUUGGCUUUUUUUUAAAUGAUGAAAGCAAUUUUCAAACUGAAGAUCAUACAACAACCACUUAAUAGUUUCUGAGCAUCUUGAACAUACCCUGUUUCCAUUCACCCCGGCUUUGUUUUCAUUAUAUUUUGUAGUGUAAACACACAUUAGAUGUUUCUCAAUCCCAAGAACUCUGUACAUCUCAAGUCAAUUUGUUAGUACGGAAAUUUUGUAAACCAGAUUUUUGCAGUUCGGUAUGUAUAUCUUAAUUAAAUAACAGGAAAAAACA
Molecule: messenger RNA, 1069 nt
Organism: Toxotes jaculatrix (banded archerfish)
Lineage: Eukaryota; Metazoa; Chordata; Actinopteri; Toxotidae
Gene: cdk2ap2
Product: cyclin-dependent kinase 2 associated protein 2
Exons: 5
Coding region: 166-501 (111 amino acids)
Biological process (GO): regulation of microtubule cytoskeleton organization; negative regulation of G1/S transition of mitotic cell cycle
Cellular component (GO): microtubule; nucleus; cytoplasm
Source: RefSeq, a predicted model, not a curated record